UUGGAUUGUAUAUAAGCCAGUCUGAAGAAGGGAAAGCUAUCAGUCAUCAGUGGAAUCCAGUCCUAGACACAUCUGAGUAAUUGCAACAGAUUUUGAAGUGAUCUUACUAUUCCUAAUUAUUGGAAGAACUGCUAACAUUCAUUUGAAGCAACCACUUUGAGAGCUUUGCAAAUCGCAAGAGUCGCACCAUCUUCAGUUUGAAAAGUCACAUAAGCCACUCGAAAUCUCCAUAGCCAUGUUCGACGACGAGCCCAUCUCCAGCUUCGUGUUCUCGAACGAGGAGACGACGCAGACCUUCCACCACCAGUGGUUCGCCCAGGGGCAGUUGCACGAGUGCGCCACCUGCUACAGCUGCAUCGACGCGGACGAGCCGCCCUCCCAGCACUGGCUCCGCGGAGGAGAGGCCUCCCAGGGCCUGCAGCUCACCAAGCAGCAGCAGGCGGUCCUGGACAUCAUCGAGGCCCGCCAGAUCGAGACGUUCUUCUUCUGCGACGAGAGCUCCAAGGACAAGCUGGACCACUUCGUGGGCGAGACCUGUGCCAGGGGAGUGCCCGAGCUGCUCCGCUGGAUGUUCCAGAACAGCACCGUGGCGGUGGAGUUCAGCCUGGCCUGCUACGUGAACGCCAUGGACCAGGUGCUGAUCUUCCAGAGCGGCUCCCUCCGGGUGGACCACCACUUCGACGUGGACGAGUGCGUGGGCGUGGUCUACGAGAUGCUGAUGCAGCGGAUCGAGAACUACCUCAACUGCAGCAGCGAGUACGGGAUGGCCGAGUGCAGCAUCACCAGGCUGCGUGUCCAGGUGAAGCGGAUUCGAGUGGACGCGGAAGGCCAGGGAGAAGCUCCCUUCUUCGCACUGCCCCUGCAGCUGCAGCAGGAGGAGGGCCUGGCCACCCCCGCGGCCUCCUCCACCAGCGAGGCGGAGCUGGCCAGCCUGCGCUCCGCCUACCUGAAGCACUUCCGCGAGUGCAACGGCUACUUCCCGCCCAACAUGCGGGUGAACCUGUACGGUCUCCAGCAGUGCAAGACCACCAAGGAGCUGUACGUGGUGCCCUACCACGUGAGCGAGACCCUGCAGCAGCUGCCCAACAAGAACUUCCUCAUUCUGAACAACAUCAUGGGCCAGUUCCGACGGCUGCACGAGCUCUCCACCCCCGUCAAGUCGGUCAGUCCGUCGAGGGACUCCUGCAGCUCGCCCGCGAAGGAGCUGCACUGCCGGAGGUGCCGCAGCCAGUUCUCGCGGAGCAGCAAGCUGCACAUCCACCAGAAGCUGCGCUGCGGGCAGGACUUCUCCGUGGACAGCAUGCACGCGGACAUCGUCGAGAUCUACGAGCAGUGCCUGCCCAUCUCGAGGAGCGUCUUCCAGUACGCCUGCUACGGCAUAACCAAGCCCAAGACCGUGAUGCGGAAGGGCCAGUUCGUGCCCAUCGAGUGCGACUGGCGCAGCGAGAGCUCCGUGAAGGUGCAGCACGGCCCGUGCGUCGUCAUCAGCAACGCCCAGCACAGCAGCCCCUGUAAAUUUUACUAAAUAAACACUA
Drosophila ficusphila is the source of this 1535-nucleotide messenger RNA. RefSeq names its product protein terminus. The record is from RefSeq and is a predicted model, not a curated record. The coding region runs from base 236 to 1525 and encodes 429 amino acids. The transcript has a single exon. Lineage: Eukaryota; Metazoa; Arthropoda; Insecta; Diptera; Drosophilidae.